GGUACUCGCACGUCAUAAAAAUUCUAAAUUAUGAUAAACGCUGUUUAUCCAUUGAGGAUAUCGACCAACUUGAAUUGCCUGUUUAGGACGUGGAUUAUUGUGCUGUACUUUUUACAGGGCUGUCCUCAGCUUAACACGGGAAUGGCAUCGUUGAUCGACCGCAGCGAUAUGAUACUCAGGACAGCGUUUUUCCUGCUUUCGCCUCACACACCGGACAAAAGUUCUGCCGGCGGCAACUCGAACUCGCUCGACAAACAAAACUACGGUCACCGUGGUGGAGCUGGUGGAGGAAGCGGAACAGACGGCGAUGGCAACGGGGGCGAAAGUGGUGAAUCCGGUCCCGGGCUAUCGAACUACUUCGAACAGGGCAGCGAUAGCGAGGAGCUGCUCAAGUACUACAAAAUGCCGAUGCAGUUCGGGACCGAAAACUACACCCUGGUGACGUCGCAGAUAGGCAGCACCGCACACGUACCCUGCCGGAUACAUCAUAUCGGCGAGGGUGUGGUGUCUUGGAUCCGGCGAAAGGACUAUCAUCUACUCACCGUUGGCUUGACGACGUACAGCAGCGAUGAAAGAUUUAGUGCUACCCACCUGCAAAAUUCAGAGGACUGGACGCUGCAGAUAAAGUUCGUGCAGGAUCGUGACGCCGGGCUGUACGAAUGUCAGGUGUCGACACACCCACCAACGUCAAUAUUUUUAGAGCUGAAAGUGGUCGAGGCCCGUGCGGAAAUAGUUGGACCACAAGUGAAGUAUCUGACACCUGACUCGACGCUGAAAUUGAUAUGCCGGGUGGUGCAGAGCACGGAAGCUUCAGCAUUCAUUUUCUGGUACCACAACAACCGCAUGAUCAACUAUGACCUCGACCGAGGUAUCAACGUUUCCACCGAAGCUGAUUUCCACUACUCGGAGCUGACGAUAAGUCAGGCCAGCAAGGAGCACUCGGGAAAUUACACCUGCGUUCCAAGCAAUUCGCAGCCAGCCAGCGUGGUUGUACAUAUAUUCAAAGGUGAUAAUCCGGCGGCUAUGUAUCACGAGCAUCGCAGCUCAUCAACGAUACCGUACCGGGACCGUUUGGAAAUGUUGCGGUUGCUCGGAUUCCUAAUGGUGCUGCUGGUGGUCGUACGAUACAGGCGCGUGGCCGACCUAGCCGAGGACGGCACGUCCCAUGCAGCGGUGCCAGCGCAAACGGGUGCACCCGGCACACACUGUCGGGCGGAAAGGCGGGAGUGCGUUCCCUCGUGCAGCGAUGCGAGUGAACCGGGACGGUUGGAUGUAGCACCAGACAGCAGGACACACCACGUACAGAUUUACAUCGACACCGACGACAACCAUCAGCCGCCACGGGAGAUGCAUCAAACGGGAUGUCAUUUGAUCGCAUGCUUUUGA
Anopheles maculipalpis is the source of this 1386-nucleotide messenger RNA. RefSeq lists its product as uncharacterized. Lineage: Eukaryota; Metazoa; Arthropoda; Insecta; Diptera; Culicidae. Gene Ontology annotation, biological process: synapse organization. Gene Ontology annotation, cellular component: neuron projection membrane. The transcript has 7 exons. The record is from RefSeq and is a predicted model, not a curated record. Bases 31 to 1386 code for a protein of 451 amino acids.